AUGACGGCGUUGCGUUGGAAGGAAGAGUGGAUGCCAUCCCUUUCUGAGAUUAUCUCGACAUGGCGAGAUGUUCAACUCAGUGCUCUCCAAGAUGAGACAGCUUGUGAUCGUAUUCUUGGUAAUCAUGAAACCUUAAAGACAGGACGUGAAAAGGUACGAAAUCUGACCAAGACUUUCUCUCAUUUCGAUAAUGAAAAAAAACUGAGUGAGUUUAAUUCUCUUUUAAAAGAAUAUCAAGGGUAUAUUGAUCAAUUAACAGGAUAUUUAAAGGAUGCAGAGAGAACCUAUCUUGAGAUGUUUAACCGGGUAAAAGGUAUCCCUGAUCCAUAUCCACUCUUGAAGAAGUUAUCUGCAGAGAUGGAAAGUGUUUCAAAAUUAAUUGAAAGAGCGGAAGCCUGUGAUGCCUCACGUGAGGAAGUUCAUUUACUUCAGGUGGAAUUACAAGGACUGAAGGAUCAGGAAGUGACGAUUGAACGUCUACGGCGAGAACUUGCGGAAGCUAAGAGGAAUGCUUCAUUACAUGCAGAGCAAAGUGCGCAAGAUGCGACUGUGGAAUAUCAAGUCCUUUUAUCACAAUUACAACAACAAAAACAUGAAAUGCAACAAGAAAUUCAAUCUCUUCGUCAUGAAAUUCUCAAGAAAAACUUAUCGAUAGAAGAUUUAAGAAAUCAAGUGGUAGAGCUUCGUGCUUCAUUAGAAGAAGUGGAAGCUCAACGCAGUCGUGAUAUAGCGGAAUUGGCAGUAGAGCUUGAGGUGUCUCAAAGUAAUCUUCUUAAAAAAGAAGCUGAGAUACAGCGUCUUCUUGCGACUAAUAAUACUAACACUGGUAUUCAUAAAAAUACUCUGGUGAGUAGUGCUCCUGCUCCUAUAUUAGAGACACACCGUAUGGAAAUAGAUGAUAAUACAGAUGUCGUUUCCGUUCCCUCUAAAGAAGAACAAGUUGAUAAUGAAUUUGAUUUGCGAGUUGUUGAAGAUCCACCAACAUUAAUAUGGGAGGACCAAAAGAAAGAAAUAAUACAGCGAUGUGAAGGAUUACAAAAUGAAUUAAAUAUACUACAAGAAAAGUAUGAUGAAAUUAUUAAAUCCAGUGGAAUUCAAUUACGUCAAAAAGAAGAAGAACAUAAACGUGAAUUAGCACAUGUACAGGAACUUCAAAAUCGUUUGCGAUCACUUAAUUUGUAUGUUGAUCAGCUAAAGAAGGAGAAGGAACAGCUUUCAAGGGCUGUCCAAACACUUGAAGGGGAAUUAAAUAAUUUAAGUAAAACAUCUAAUUAUUCUAGUGUAGACAUUAGUUUGGGUACAACAUCUUCUACAGGGCGGGGAGAACAAGUGCGAGUUGAAAUACGAGAGAAGGAUGAUUAUAGUUUUGAAAAACUUCUUUCUUCAACUCCUACGUGGCAAGUUGGAAUUAGUGAUUCUGUAAAAAAGAAAGAAAAGAAUGAAGAAGAAAACGAAGGACAGAAAGAGGCGUCACCUUCAUUAAAUGAUGCUGAGAAAGAUCCAUUUCUUAUUGUUGCAUCUCAGAGAGAUAAGUUACGUGAACGACUUCUUACCUUAAAUGAAGUAUCAUCAUCACAGAUUCAUGCAUUAAAGUUAGAGGUGGCGAACCUUACUAAUGAGAACUGUACACUUCGUAAACAGUUAUCAAAUUUUUCAAAUCGUGAUAGUAGUUAUUCUAAUGGUUUUGGAGACUCUAUUUUUGGAAUUCCCAUCUUGACUGGUACUGAAAAAGAUGACGGUCUUCAAGCUAAAGGAGGUUUUCCACAGCUUGUGGAUACUUCUGGUGGUAUCUUUUCUCGCCGUACAACGUUGAAUAUUCUUGACUACGGAGCUGGUGUACUUUCUAUGCGUGUCUUCUCAACAACUGUGGGAAGAAGAUCUUUUGUGGUUUAUUUGGCUCUUUUGCAUUGUUAUAUGGUUUAUUGCUUGCUUUUCUGA
This is a messenger RNA of Trypanosoma theileri, 1938 nucleotides long. RefSeq lists its product as uncharacterized. NCBI's taxonomy places the organism in Eukaryota, Euglenozoa, Kinetoplastea, Trypanosomatida, Trypanosomatidae. The record is from RefSeq and is a predicted model, not a curated record. The transcript has a single exon. Bases 1 to 1938 code for a protein of 645 amino acids.